Messenger RNA from Mangifera indica (mango), 1412 nucleotides. Its product is annotated as NAC domain-containing protein 100-like. Gene Ontology annotation, biological process: regulation of DNA-templated transcription. Bases 195 to 1208 code for a protein of 337 amino acids. NCBI's taxonomy places the organism in Eukaryota, Viridiplantae, Streptophyta, Magnoliopsida, Sapindales, Anacardiaceae. The record is from RefSeq and is a predicted model, not a curated record. The transcript has 3 exons. Gene Ontology annotation, molecular function: DNA binding.
ACGUUUCCUUUUUCCUCUCUCUGAAAACCAGUAUUUUUUUGGUUGCCGUAAAAACCAGUAUUUAGGGAGUCUUGUUCCACAUAACACACACUUUUUCCUCUUAACACAAAAUUACAUUUCUUCAGAGUUCUCACUUUCAUCUAAACCUUUUCUUCUUCUCUUUGAUAUUUUUUUAACAACAACCCAUUUGAGAUAUGGAAAGUUAUGAUGAACAGAUGGAAUUGCCUCCAGGGUUCAGAUUUCAUCCCACUGAUGAAGAACUCAUAUCUCACUACUUGACACCAAAAGUUCUUGACACUUGUUUUAUUGCAAGAGCCAUUGGUGAGGCUGAUUUGAACAAGUGCGAGCCUUGGGAUUUGCCCAGGAGGGCUAAAAUGGGUGAAAAAGAAUGGUAUUUUUUCUGUGUAAGAGAUAGAAAAUACCCAACUGGAUUGAGAACAAAUAGAGCAACUAAAGCUGGUUAUUGGAAAGCCACAGGCAAAGAUAAAGAGAUUUACAGAAACAAAUCUCUUGUUGGAAUGAAGAAAACUUUGGUUUUUUACAAAGGAAGAGCCCCAAAAGGUGAAAAAACCAACUGGGUUAUGCAUGAAUUUAGAUUAGAAGGAAAAUAUUCUGCUUAUAAUCUUCCCAAAACUGCCAAGAACGAAUGGGUGAUUUCCAGGGUGUUACAGAAGAGGCAUGGAGGGAAGAAAAUGAAUAUUCAAGGCAUGGUGAAAUUGGGUUCAAUUUUUGGGAACAAUUCAUGUUCUUCUUCUGCGUUGCCUCCAUUGAUGGAUUCUUCUCACGUGACCUGCUUCUCCGAGCCCAUAGAGGAGGAGGAGGACCAUAAGAUUAAAACUUACAAAGUAGAAGAAGAAGACAUGAUGGAUCCUUACAACACUUCACUUUUAGCUCCUUCUUCUUCCUCCAACCCACACGCCGAUAUCAACUUCCCAGUUUCAGACUCGAUUUUCGUCGCCCAAACGAUGCCAAACUUUCCGAAUUUGCAGCACCCGGAUUCGAUUUUCAUGCAAGAUCAGUCCAUUCUGAAGAUGUUGCUUGAAAAUCAUGAACCAAGCAUGAAGACAACAGUUUCAAAAGCAAAGUUUUCUCAGGAUUCAGUGGUGUCUAACCAUGAAGUUGUUCAGAAAUCGUUUCAGGAUCAUCAUCAUCCAUCAAGUUCUGGUGGACCAGUAGACCUCGAUUAUCUCUGGAAUUAUUUAAACUAAUCACGCUAUCAGAACUCGGAGAGAUUUAGAAUCUUCUGUGAUUAUUUGUUGAAAAGUUGUGGUGUUGUGUAUAAUAGGAAUAGUGAAUCGAAUGCAUGUAUACAAAUUGUUGCUUUGAAUCAAAGCAUUGGACUAUGAAAACAUUAUUGUGUGGUGUGAGUAUAAAUUUAAAUAAAAACUUUAAUGUGUCAUUAUGUGAUUGUA